Molecule: messenger RNA, 2075 nt
Organism: Centrocercus urophasianus (Greater sage-grouse)
Lineage: Eukaryota; Metazoa; Chordata; Aves; Galliformes; Phasianidae
Product: 2-oxoglutarate receptor 1-like
Exons: 1
Coding region: 957-1922 (321 amino acids)
Biological process (GO): G protein-coupled receptor signaling pathway
Cellular component (GO): plasma membrane
Molecular function (GO): G protein-coupled receptor activity
Source: RefSeq, a predicted model, not a curated record
UUUAGACAUCUAGUGUUUCUAUGUCUGAAGUUAGAUGAGGUUAAUUUCAUCCUUGGUUACCAUUCUCUCAGGUUAAAACAGUAUCAAGAAAGGUUAUAUCUUGAAUUCACUGUGGAGAGAUCCAAACUGCCCAUGGCAGAUGAGAAGCUAUUUCAGAGACAAGUCUAUCUAGUUCCAAUUUGCACUAAAUGAGAAGCAAGAUCAGAGCCUUUAACAGUAUCUGUGCUUUCCACCUUUCUUCUGCUCUUUGAGAAGCAGUCUUUAGUCAUUUAAAUUGGUUUUUUUUUUGCCACUAUCAAACUCUUUUUUUUUCUUAAAAAGCGUUUCUACCAGUUUCAUACUCUGAUGACUUCAGGGGAAUAUGACCAUAUUCAGGAAACAAACCGUGGUCAGGUCAGGUCACAGGAGUUGGAUCCUGAGACCUGUAUCUGCGCUGAGCAUUUUUUGGCUUCCAUGAAAGCAGAACACUGUCUCUGAUUUCAUGGCUACAGUCUACUGAUGAGUUCAAAUUAAUGAAUAUAAGAUACAGUGGUAUAGUUUCACUUUCUGAAAAGCUAGGACUAAUGCAUGGUUUUGCAAAACCUAAGCCUCUAACUCUCUCUAGUUUCCUAUAAGUGUGUUUGCUGCCCUUGUAGGUUUGCAUGUAAGCAGCAAUUGUCAUCUUAAAUGUAGGAGAUUAAAUAAAGCAAAGGUAAAAUUAAUCAUUAAUCAUUAUUCAGCAGAAUUAAUCAAAAUUCAACAGAAGGUGGGUGGAAGGGUGAAAUCAAACUUAGGAGUGAAGGGGAUCUUAGUCAGAUCUGGGUAUGUUAACAAAACCUUAUUCUUCCCCUUUACUAAAACCUAUCAUAAAGACGUUUGCUGCAAUGACAAGAAAUGUAAUUGAAUGCAUUUAUCGUAACAAUAAGUUAAAAAUAAACAUCUGAUUUUUGUAAAGCUUAAGGAAGAUUUCUGCAAACAUGGCAUCUGAACACGCAGACAAUGUUACUGCUCUGUCAGACCCUUCGACAAGUUGCAAGGAUGAAAAUUUCUUACAGGUGAAAUCCUACCUCUCUGCCUUUUAUGGCCUAAUUUUCCUGGUGUGCUUCCCAGGGAACAUUGUGACCAUUUUUGUUUACUUUGUCAAGAUGAGGCCCUGGAAAGGCAGCACCAUCAUUAUGUUAAACCUGGCUGUCACUGACUUACUGUAUGUGGCUACACUUCCUUUCUUUAUACACUACUCUGCUAAUGGAAAUAAUUGGAUUUUUGGAAACUUCAUGUGCAAAUUUAUUCACUUUGGCUUCUACUUCAACAUGUACAGCGGUAUUAUCUUCCUUAGCUGCUUCAGCAUCUUCCGCUUUCUUGUAGUCGUCUACCCAGUUAGAUGCUUUUUCAUUCGAAAGAAGAGAUGGGCAGUGGUGACUUGCACAGUAAUUUGGAUGAUUUCACUGGCAAUGAUUAGCCCCUUUGGCACCUUGAUCUCCAUUAAGCAUACACAGAACAGGACAAUCUGCCCAGAUCUGUCUUCUGCAGAGGACCUUGACACUGCUCGAUGGUAUAACUGGCUGCUGACGAUAUUUGCCUUCUUCUUGCCCCUGGUGACGGUAACUCUGUGCUAUGCACUCAUUAUUCAAGCCUUGGCCACAGGGCCCCAUACGCAGGCUUGCUACAAACAAAAGGCUCGCAGACUUGCCAUCGUCCUCUUGGUGGUCUUCUACGUGUGCUUCCUCCCCUUCCAUGUCUUUCAGAUGAUUCGGAUUGAGCUUCGUGUGCGAGUGGCUAACUGCAAUCUCAAGAAUAUGAUCCUUUUUACAUUUAUUCUAACUAAACCUUUAGCAGCAUUAAAUACGUUUGGAAACUUGUUGCUCUACGUAGUGGCAGGAGACAGCUUCCAGCAUGCAAUCUUCUCACUCCUCAAGUUUUGGACACACAAGAACUUGAAAUAGAAAAGACUGAUGCUAUGCAGAGAGAGUCCAAAUCUGCCUAUAAACAGGCAGGCAGAACCUCUCCUUAGUCAAAGUACUCAGGCUCUCACUGCCAACGCUAAAGGAGAAUUUAUGUGUUCUGUGUUUUAGAGUUACACAUCGUCAUAACAAACA